Messenger RNA from Agrilus planipennis (emerald ash borer), 1308 nucleotides. Its product is annotated as polygalacturonase-like. The record is from RefSeq and is a predicted model, not a curated record. Gene Ontology annotation, biological process: pectin catabolic process. NCBI's taxonomy places the organism in Eukaryota, Metazoa, Arthropoda, Insecta, Coleoptera, Buprestidae. The transcript has 2 exons. Gene Ontology annotation, cellular component: extracellular region. Gene Ontology annotation, molecular function: polygalacturonase activity. The coding region runs from base 116 to 1213 and encodes 365 amino acids.
UGCUGAUUAUUUAUUAUUAGAUCUUAUCGUUCUUCCCGUACCUAGUAUAAAUAAUCCCCAAUAACUGAAUUCAGACAGUUGCAGAUUGUUGCACAUCAACUAAGAGGAAUACAUAAUGAAUUCAUUAGCGCUUUUGGGCACAAUAUUCCUGGCAGCUUCGAGCUUGUCAAUUCCGCUCGAUGGUGAGACCAGAGCUUCCUGUACCCUUAAAGGAUCAUCAAUAAGUGACCUAAGCUCUGUCAAAAAGUCAUGUUCAAGUAUCACCAUUCAGGAUUUGACCGUUCCCGCUGGUCAAACAUUAGAUUUAACUGGACUGAAAUCUGGAACAACUGUUACAUUCAAGGGAACAAUCAAGUUCGGCACAAAACAAUGGGCUGGUCCUCUAAUCUCUGUUAGUGGAUCCCAAAUUACAGUGAAUGGAGCAUCUGGAAAUAAAAUCGAUGGUGGUGGCGCGUCAUACUGGGACGGAAAAGGAGGAAAUGGUGGAAAAACCAAACCUAAAUUUUUCAAAGCAGGAAAACUCAAUCACUCAGUUAUUAAGAACAUUAAUAUUUACAACUCCCCAGUACAUGUCUUCUCAAUUAAUAAUUGCCAAAAUCUAACAGUACAGAGCGUCCUUAUUGACGACUCAAAGGGUGAUUCUGGUGGUGGCCACAACACUGAUGGAUUCGACAUUAGUGACUCUUCCCAAAUUACAAUCAAGAACAGUAAAAUUUACAACCAAGAUGACUGUCUCGCCAUCAAUUCUGGAACUGACAUCCAUUUUGAAAACAACUACUGCAAAGGUGGACACGGUAUUUCAAUUGGAUCCGUUGGAGGCCGCAGCAAUAAUGUCGUAAAGAAAGUAACCGUUAAGAACUGCGAAGUUGUCAACUCCGACAAUGGUAUAAGAGUCAAAACCAUAUACGGAACGACAGGAACUGUCAGUGACAUCACCUUCCAAGACAUCACCCUUACCAACAUCAACAAAUGUGGUAUCAGCGUUCGUGGUGAUUACACCAACAGUGGAAGCAAAGGUACUGCAACUGAUGGUGUUCCAAUCAAGAAUUUGACCGUUAAAAAUGUCCAAGGUACGAUAAAGUCAGGAGGAACAAGGGUUAUGAUUUUGGUUAAAGGAGCAUCAGGAUGGAAAUGGUCUGGUGUGAGUCUUAGUGGUGGCAAGGCAGCAAGCGGUUGUUCCGGAAUACCAAGCGGUUCCGGAGCGAAGUGUUGAAUAAUCUUGUGACAAAUAUAGGUUAAUAAUCUAAAUCAUCAUGACAAUUCUUGUAUUAGUUACUUAGAGUUAAUAAAUUUUGAAGUAUGCACCAA